CAGAUAUGAGGUGCGCGUGUGAGGUCUAUGGUGCAGACGGAGCGAUGCGAGCAGCUGUGAGUCCGCGCGCUUGUUUGCGAGCUGAAUGAACGCGCGCGCUGGACAAAACUGAGGGGAUUAUUACACUCAAUAUGACGCCAACGCGUCACAGGAUCAUAUUGAUUGGUGUUGUGACAGUGUGUAUGAGCUUAUUGUUCCUGUACAACAACAGUUCUGCCAACACACCAGACAAUCAGAAUCCAUCAGACAAGCAUCAGAUGGAAGACAUGAGAGACCAAACAUCCUACUUAAAAGGUUACAGCAGUUUCAAUGAUCAAAAGCCUCUUAGGAUGCAUUGCAAAUGUUGUGCCUUAGUGACCAGCUCUGGUCACAUGAAAGGAAGUGAUCGAGGUGCAGAGAUUGACCAAACAGAGUGUGUUAUCCGUAUGAACGACGCCCCAACAGAACGCUAUCAGCAAGACGUUGGGCAGAGGACGAGUCUCCGCGUGGUUGCACAUUCCAGCAUGCAACGUGUGCUACGAAAACCCCACGAACUGUUUAACUCCAGCCUGGAGACGUUCUUUUUCUUCUGGGGCCCUAAAAACUACAUGCGGCGGGAUGCCAGCCUGCGUCGGAUGAAGCAGAUGAUGCCUAAACUACAGGUGUUCAUCAUCUCACAGUUAAAGAUGCUGCAGCUUGAUGAGCUCUUUAAGAAGGAAACCGGAAAAGAUAGAAGAGGAUCCAAUUCCUGGCUGAGCACGGGGUGGUUCACCAUGGCAAUCGCUAUAGAGAUCUGUGAUAGGAUCAACGUCUAUGGAAUGAUUCCCUCUGAGUUUUGCACGUCCUCCAACCCAGAGCCUCCAGUGCCAUAUCAUUACUAUGAGCCUGCUGGGCCAGAUGAAUGUACCAUGUAUCUCUCCCACGAACAGGGCCGCCACGGCAGCCACCAUCGCUUUAUUACAGAAAAACGUGUCUUUGCCAACUGGGCACGUAUGUUCAAUAUACACUUCUACCAACCAGACUGGAGACCAGCAGAUGUCGCACAGAACCGCACAGUUUCCUGACGUUCAGCCAGUUCAGAUGCAGAAAACUGGAUGCUGUUUGUGGAUAUAUGUGCAUCUGCUUUUUUUAAAAAAAGUUGCCUGCCAGCAUUUUUUGUGAUUUUCACAAAUUGCCUUCCAGAAAAUAUUUAUUCUACAAAUAUAUAAGCAUACAAAUAUAUCAAAGGAAAGAACAGACCCUCUGCUUUCAAAACUUUCAUCCUAUCUUCAUUUUUUCUGUUUUUAUAACCUCUUAAAUAUGGGUAUGUUUCUUCAAAAAGCUGAAAAAAUGUAGCCUGACGUUGUCAUACUCAAUUCUAGUCAGAAUUUGAGUCUGAUACCGCUCCAUUGAGCUAUAAUUAUGAGGCGUGUCUCAACCGAAAAAUGCCUCUGCACUCAAUUGGAUAGACCUACGACCAAUCAGAGCAACGGGGUGUGAGACGUAUGUUGAAAUGACGUAUUUGCAGCUUGACCGAACUGCUAGUUAUUUCGCUACGACACACACUACAAGUCUGAGUUUGCGAACGUACAUCAACACCUACUAUGUUUACAACAUUUCAUUUAUAUCACAUUAAGUCAUACAGUAAGACUAUCUCUUACCAUUUGUACAUUAGUUGAACUUCAUCAACGACGAUACCCAUUACGUUUGCUUGUUAUAUCCAUCUCGUCGUGCACACCGAGUUGCAUCGCCGUGAUACCCAUUUUAGUUGCUUCUUUAACUUGAUCUUUCAUAAGUGCGACAACUUUUGUCGAAUCCCGUAGGACGGCAAAAACAUCAACAAAUGCCUUGCUCGC
Paramisgurnus dabryanus is the source of this 1814-nucleotide messenger RNA. It is a transcript of the gene st6galnac5b, whose product is annotated as ST6 (alpha-N-acetyl-neuraminyl-2,3-beta-galactosyl-1,3)-N-acetylgalactosaminide alpha-2,6-sialyltransferase 5b. Gene Ontology annotation, biological process: ganglioside biosynthetic process; oligosaccharide metabolic process. The record is from RefSeq and is a predicted model, not a curated record. Gene Ontology annotation, molecular function: alpha-N-acetylgalactosaminide alpha-2,6-sialyltransferase activity. NCBI's taxonomy places the organism in Eukaryota, Metazoa, Chordata, Actinopteri, Cypriniformes, Cobitidae.